UUUACUAUCUGAUUUGGGUUUGUUUUUUUUGCCUUUAAGCAAAAAAAUUCUAAACAAACUUUGAAAGAUGUGUAAGUUCAGAUAUGUGAAAUGUAAAAUGAGUUGCCUUGAAAAAAAAACUAUUUUAUUAAAAUUCAUAAGCCUCAAACACAAGGCCGCACAUAACUGUCGUGAGUCGUGGAGGAUGGCUGCUUAUACUGAGCCAGGAUCCUCUGGAGGUUUCUUCCUGUUAAAAGGGAGUUUUCCUCUCCACUGUCGCUGCAUGCUUGCUUACUAUGAGGAUUGCUGUAUAGUCACUGACACUCGUCAGUGACUUGAUGCAAUUUGCUGGGUUCCUUAUAUAGGAAACAUUAUUUCUGAUUGGCUUAAUGAACUGUGAAUUGGAAUGUUUAUUAUGUGAAGUGCCUUGAGACGACUCUUGUCGUGAUUUGGCGCUUUAUAAAUAAACUUGAAUUGAACUGGUACGGAGGUAUGGUAAGGCAAAAAUCGGUUACCAAGCGAUUUUUGCAUACUUGACCGUCUGAUCAUCUCAUCUAAAUGAAAUGCAUGGUGUGUUGUGGUGCUGAGGGUUUCUGAACGAUGGGGAGGAGUAGAGUUAUGGGUUUCAGCCUGACCCCACACAGGUGAUCAACAUUUUUGUCACUCUCCAUUUAAAACAAACAAACAAAAACACAACCAACAACUCUGGGCUGAUUGGGCUGAGAGUCAGGCGGUCUGGGUUCAGGCUUCCUUCGGAUUCAUUUAAGGUAGUUUUCCAAGAAAAUUACUCAGAGCAACUUUGACUGGUGCAGCUCGGCCUGACCACAGUUUCCAAGGGCAUGCUCCUGUUUCUCUCAUGUUUUUAGUCCCUGCUCCGUUAAGGUACCUGGCAAAGCUGAGUCGGGCCGGCAUUGCGAUUCUGGCUGCUGAUUGGCUGGGGGGGGGUGUCACUAGUUGCUCUGGAGUUUUCUGCUUUCUGUUUCUCUGCCUGCAGCCAUUUCCUGGUUCAGAGUCUGACACAAAGCCAUAAAACUGAGCAAAAUGCCCACCAACACCGCCAUUUUUGUUGUGUUUCUGUGGAGCAUGCAAGUUACCUUACACUGUUUACUGAUCACCUCAUGUUAUUUUGAGUCAUGAGUAAAAAUUGAUUCUGUUCAUAACCAUUAUGGACAGGAUUUCUAGGCACAGCCAAGGUUGUUGAGGAUGUUGGGUAUUUUUAUAUCCUAAAAUGAACCACACAGGAGAAAAGGGUUAGUAGGUUUUUUACGCUCGAUACAGCGGAGAGAGAGACAGGCUCAAAGCCUGUUAGGCCCUGCUCUGAUCAACUCUCUGGCAACUCUCUGCACCACACCUGGUUUUAUUGAAACACAGGGAAAAAAGGACACACUGUCCACACUGUCCAUCACUGUCUACACUUAGCCAAUAACAGUGUUGCUUCUACCUAAGGUGGGACAUUCCAAAAAGGAAGUCUUAAUUUAUGACUUACAGCCAGAAACUCAGUAACCAUGGAUACCUGUUGCUGGACAGGCUAUUCCCUAACCCCAUACAGACAAACAUCAGGGCUCUGGUUACAUCCGGUCAGUAACAAGAUGACGCCUGUGCUUGGCUUAGCCGCGGUCACCGGCCACUUUUUCAAACUUUUCUCCACUAACCUCCUCUUUUCCACCUUGCUCCAAUCUGCGAUCCUCUUCAGUAGUGUCCCUGCUACCAUCUCCUAUGAUCGCCAGACUCUUUUGUCCUUCCGUUCGUUCACGAUCACCCAAGAUGCACCGAGGAUGUACCAUCCUGUUUGUUUACCUGAGUGGCGCACUGGCCCGGAGCCAAACGAUGAUUCCAAUCAUGGCGUUUCCAGCGAUGUUUAUCCGGUCCCGGGAAAACGUUGGAGGAAAAGAGCUUCUCUUCCUUUGUUUGGUGACCUGAGCGCCACUUCCACAUUCCCGCCAGGCCGCGUUGCAGCGCGGUUUCUCCAUCCAAGUUUUUUAAGGUCGGUUUAUCCUCAUUCCUCAGUGGUUUCCUCUCCUUUUCCCUCCAUAAGUGGUUUUUAUAAACACCGUGGAUCUAACCCUGCUAAUUUACGUCCACUAACUCCAGCUGUUUCUGUAGUUUCUGAUUCCUCCACCUCACUCAGCAUGGCUCUAUUAAAUACCCGCUCUGUUAACAAUAAGUCCUUCCUGCUCAAUGAUCUAAUUCUCUCUAUAAACCUGGAUUUUCUGUUUCUGACUGAAGUUUGGCAGCAAACAUCUGAUUAUUCUGGUCUGAUUGAACUCUGCCCGAGUGGUUAUUCUUUUCUUAGCCAGCCCCGGGGUUCUGGUCGUGGUGGAGGCCUAGCUGUUGUUUUCAGAGACCAUCUUCUUCCAUGUAGCUCUACAACCUCUGGUCUCUUUGAUUCCUUUGAACUGCAGCUGAUUAAAGUCGGGCGUAAGGACCCGUUCUACUGUGCUGUGGUCUAUCGUCCACCUGGUCCAAACGGUUCUUUCCUUCAGGAGUUUAGUGACUUUCUAUCCUCCACUGUGAAGCUGUCCAGACUGGUGAUUGUUGGUGACUUUAACAUCCACGUUGAUGAUCCCUCUGAUCACUUUGCCAUGAAUUUCUCCAGCCUUAUGGACUCCUUCAGCUUUACCCAGCAUGUUUCUGGCCCCACACACACCAGGGGGCACACUCUAGACCUUGUUUUUACUGUGAGUCUAAAUGCUGACAGUGUUUGUCCUGAGGACGUUUAUAUUUCAGAUCACCAUUGCAUUUUCUUUAACUUGUCAGUUUCUGCGUCCCCACCUCCUGCUCGCCGUAUGGUUAGUUCUCGUUUUCUUAAUGAGAGCACAGCUAGCAAUUUUUCUGCUGCUUUUGAUCCACCCUGUUCUUCUGAUAAUGACCCAGAUUCCUUAACUUCUCAGUUUAACGAGCACGGCUUCUCCAUUCUAGACAACAUCUGUCCUGUCAGAACCAGAUCAGUUCCUGCAGUGAACCCUACUCCCUGGUUUAAUGCCAGCCUUCGCAGCCUGAAGCGCCAAUGCAGAAAAAUUGAGCGUUUGUGGAAGAAAACCCAUCUCCACGUCCAUCUGCUGCACCUAAAGGAUCUUCUGACAUACUUAACUCUGAGAUGCGAGGGUUUCCUAUUUCUCCAACCUGGUGUCCCAGAGCAAAGGGAACCCCAUCAUCAGCAUUGUCUCUCCUGCCACUCCUACAGCCUCCAUCCACUCUGUUACAGACUGUGAGAACUUUCUGUCUUUGUGGACAAAGUCAAUAAGGUUAGAUCUAGCAUCUCUCCUUCAGCCUUAUCGUUGCCUCUCCCGACUCCAACCAGGCCCAUCAUCCUAGAUAGCUUUGCUCCUGUUUCUUUGCCUGAGUUAACCAAACUAGUUAACUCUAUGAAGACCUCUGCAUGCCCCCUCCACAUCUUACCCUCAUCUUUGUUUAAAAGUGCUUUUCAGUCCAUCGGUCCCAGCUUCUCUGGUCUCUGGUCAGGUCCCUGCUUACUUUAAGAACGCUGUAAUCCACCCGCUUCUUAAAAAACCGAGUCUCGACCCCUCUCUCCAUAGCAGCUUCAGACCCAUCUCUAAACUUCCGUUCAUCUCCAAGAUCUUGGAAAAGGUUGUGGCUAAACAACUCACAGCUGCUCUUGAUGAACAUAACAUCUAUGAUAGCUUCCAGUCAGGUUUUCGUAGAGCUCAUUCUACUGAAACAGCUCUUCUUAGGGUCUCUAAUGACCUUCUGACUCACAGUGAUGCAGGGAACUGUUCUGUUCUGGUCCUGCUGGACCUGACUGCAGCCUUUGACACUGUUGACCAUCACCUGCUACUGGAGAGGCUGAGAGACUGGGUAGGCCUGUCAGGAUCUGCUCUGGAGUGGUUCUCCUCUUAUCUCUCUGAACGCUCCUUUUCUGUGGCCGUUUCCAAGUUUAGGUCCUCCACCACCUCACUUACGCAUGGUGUCCCACAAGGUUCUGUGCUUGGGCCUCUGCUCUUCCUCCUCUAUCUGCUUCCUCUUCAGCACAUCCUGAGCUUCUUCAAAGGAAUCUCCUACCAUCUUUAUGCAGAUGACAUCCAACUGUACAUCUCCUUUAAGCCCCAUGAGAUGUCUAAGCUGCAGCUGUUACACACCUGCUUAGACUCUAUCAAAACCUGGAUGGUGGGAGCUUUCUUCAGCUGAAUGAAGAUAAGACUGAGAUCCUCAUCUGUGCCCCAGACAAGCUGGUUCCCAAAGUCAGAGACUCUCUUGGUCAGCUUGCUUCUCACACCAAACCUUCUGUCAGGAAUCUUGGCAUGACCUUUGACCCAGCUCUCACCCUGGAUUCUCAUGUCAGUUCUCUUGUUCGCUCUUCCUUCUUCCAUCUCAGGAACGUUGCUAAGCUGAGUCCCAUUCUGUCCCGCUCUGAACUUGAGACAGUUCUCCACACCUUCAUCUCCUCACGCUUAGACUACUGUAGCUCUCUUUUCACGUGUCUGAGCAGAACCUCCCUGAACCGUCUACAGGUGGUUCAGAACGCCUGUGCUCGGCUUCUGACCAAGUCCUCCAAACACACCCACAUCACCCCGCUUCUCCUCCAGCUUCACUGGCUGCCAGUCAACUUCAGGGUUCAUUUCAAGAUCCUGGUUCUGGUCUAUAGGACCUUACAUGGAUAAGCACCAUCUUACAUUGGUGAUCUUCUUAGUCCCUACACCCCCAGCAGGUCCCUGAGGUCCAGUGACCAAAGCCUACUGGUUGUGCAGCACCAGGCUAAAGGUCAAAGUUGACAGAUCAUCUGCUGCUGUGGCCCCCAGACUCUGGAACUCUCUCCCCCUGAGCCUGAGGUCAGUGGACUCAGUGGUCUCCUUUAAAAAGCAGCUGAAGACUCACUUGUUCAAGCUGGCUUUUGUAUGACCUUCUUCACCUCUCUCUCUUUAUUCUGCUCUCCCCACCUAUUCCACCUUCCUCAAAAUCCACUGAUUUCUCUCUUUCCUGUUCUCUCUCUUUCUUUCUUAACAUUUUUUAAUCACAAUUGCCUAUUUUUGCUCAUUUUAAAUAUAUUUUUAAACAUUUUCUAAAUGCCUUUUAUAUUUUUACAUUUUUUGUUUUUGUGAAGCGCCUCGUGAUUUUUAUCUUGAGAGUUGCUAUAGAAAUGAUUCUUCUUCUUAUCAGCCACAUUCCAGAGUAAGAGAGAGAAGGAGACAGAACUCUGUGGCUUACGUAUUAACAUAUGAUUACUUAAAAAGGAACAUUUAAGACCAUAAUACAUUAAAAUACCUAACAUUCCCCCCGAAAAUGUAAUUGUAAUGUAAUGUUUGCUUAUCAAAAGACCUGAGUAAGACCUUAACAACCUAAAGAUCAACCUUAAAAACCUAAGUAAUUAGGAAUUAUGACAUACCUUACCCGUGCAAGAUUUAGAAUGUCCAAACAACCUAACAAUUUUAGCUUAGCCAAAUAAUCUAGACAUCAAUAUGUUACCUUGUGAGUAAUUUAAUAUAGGUGAAUCAUUGAUUUAUUAAGCUACACUCCGGUACCUCAUCCAUCGAGGCUAGGUCAGUUUUCAUCAGGAACGUUCUGUUAGAUCAAAGUGUUAUUCAUGAUAACCUAAUGCAAGAAAAAACACACAAGAUGAUGAAAAGUCUAAGGUGAGGAGUUGGACACUUGUGAAUUUUCAUCCAAUUUGCACUUGAAUCUUCUUUAUGUCCGUCAUUUUCUCCCACAGCUGCACAGAGGCCUCCUGAAGCAAAGAGGAGGUCUAGCGCCAUCUGGUGUUCCAUUGCCAUAGUGCGAAGAGCUGCCUUCUCAGGAUCAUCUGCCAUCAUAUUGAUGCCCCAUCCAUCGCUGUACAGUUUUCAUCCUUUGUUGUCAGAGAAUGGCUUGUAGACCUGAACAGGUUUUAAACUUUUUGUCGCGGAUGAUUGGGUCUUUGUGUUAGUGCGCUUUCUGAACUGUGGCUCUUGAAACCAACUGAAACUGCAGAUCCUGUGGUACUUGUGCUUUUUUGUUGAUGUCUCUCUUUUUCUUCAGCACCUUCUGCUUUUCAUCAUACUCUUCUCCAAUCUGGCCCUCCAUUUGCUUCAGCUUUUUGCUGUAGGUCUGUCUGAUCUCCCUCUCUAGCUGUUGUUUGUUCUGCAGUUCAAUCUCCAGCUUUACUGCAUUUCCAUGAUAUGCAGAACGGCUUUUCCGUUUUGGCAUGGUGGAAGUACAAGCCCUACUUUAGAGUCUGAUUGGCCUUUUUGAAGAAGUUUCACAGAGUCAACUAUUCUUUCCCUAGGAACCAGGGGCCGCAACAGUGUGGCAAAGUGGAGCGAUUAACUUGCUUUCGCCCGUCGGCUUUCCUUUCCUGAAUAC
This is a messenger RNA of Nothobranchius furzeri (turquoise killifish), 6273 nucleotides long. RefSeq lists its product as uncharacterized. Gene Ontology annotation, molecular function: catalytic activity. The record is from RefSeq and is a predicted model, not a curated record. Lineage: Eukaryota; Metazoa; Chordata; Actinopteri; Cyprinodontiformes; Nothobranchiidae.